This is a messenger RNA of Durio zibethinus, 2779 nucleotides long. The record is from RefSeq and is a predicted model, not a curated record. NCBI's taxonomy places the organism in Eukaryota, Viridiplantae, Streptophyta, Magnoliopsida, Malvales, Malvaceae.
AAAGGGGAAAAAAAUAGCGAUACCCACGUUCUUUCGUUAUCACCAACCUCAACAACUAUCUCGUUCUCUUUCUAUUACUCGCUUCAAGUUCAAACAAAGAACUAUCCAUUUCCAUUUCAAUUCCAUGACAACAAACAAGAAGAAGAGGACAACGACGACAACAAGAACAACAAAGACCCGCCAUGCAAAUCCUCAAAACAGCCAUGUUUCUCCUUCUCCUCCUCCUCAUUUCCGCCAUUUCCGCAUCUGGGUUCGGAUCAAUGGGUCCCAUCUCCGCCGCGUUCGGCGACAACGGAUUCUUCUGUGCCAUUGAUGCCAGCGGGAAACAGGAAGUUAUAUGUUGGAGCAAAAACAGUAGCUCUUCUUUAUCUUCCUCUUCUCCUACUACUACUACUUCAUCCUCACUAUCAUCCUUGGACUCUACUUCUCAAGUUCCUCCAAUGGCAGCUCUCUCAGGUGGCGAAGGUUUCCUUUGUGGCAUCUUAGCUAACACUUCUCAAGUUUUUUGUUGGAGCCUGAUGGCGUCAGGUAUGGAUCUUGGUCGUUCAAAUUAUAAGACCAUGGCUUAUUCUUAUAUAGCUGCUGGAAAGAAUCAUGUUUGUGGAAUUAGAGGGGAUUAUUUUUCUGAUCAUGAAUCCGGUAUCGUUGAUUGUUGGGAUAUUGUAAAGAGUUCUAACAACACUUUAAGUUCAAAACAGAGUAUUCUGUUUUAUGAUCCGAGUAUUAGUAGUCUUGCUUUUAAAAAUAUUGUUUCUGGCGAAGGGUUUAGCUGCGGUGGGAUUAGAGAAGGAGGGCUUGUUUGUUGGGGACCAAAUGCCGCUAUUUUAGGGGUUUCCAAUGUUUCCGACAGUUUUUUAGUUUUAGCUUCAGCAAAAGGCUCUAUCUGUGGCAUCCUGGAUUCAUCUGGUGAGGUGAAAUGCUGGGGUGAUUCUGCCUCAUUUUCAAAUCCUCCUGUUGGGCUCCGUUUCGUGUCGUUGACAGCAGGUGCCCAUCAUUUUUGUGGGAUUCGAGAGGAUAAUCAUGGGGUGGAAUGUUGGGGCAAUUUCAAUUUUUCUUCGGUUCCAAAGCGUUCUGGAUUUAUGGCAUUUGCUUCAUCUGACUUCACUACAUGCGGUAUCAGGGAAGAUGAUUUGGUUUUGGAUUGUUGGUCUAUAAAUGCCUUCUUGCAACCAGAUUAUAAUCCUCCACUGGAAUUGUGCAGCCCUGGUCUUUGUCGCUCUACUUCCUGCAGUGAAGGGGAGUUUGCUUUCAAUGCAAGUAUUCUAAAUGAGCCAAAUUUGAAUAGCUUGUGUGUUAGGAGAGAUUUGCAGAUUUGUUCACCUUGUGGAUCAAACUGCUCCGAAGGUUUCUUCUUGUCUAGUUCAUGCACUAGGAAUGCUGACAGAAUAUGCACAGCUUGCUCUCUUUGCCAAAACAGUUCUUGUUGGGAUAUUUGUGGGCUCCAAUCAUCUCCAGAGAAGCACCGGCAUCACCUGCUUAGACUAGUGCUUAUAGUUGGUUCUUGUGCUACAGGUUUUUUGCUGAUAUUACUUAGCUGGUGUUUUCUUCCACGUGUUUUUGCUACUAAAAGGGAAGAAGGGACAAAAAAACAAUUUAAGUCUUGCGUAGGCAAACCAGAGUUGGAUGCUGAUACCACUGCUAAGCCAUUCCCUCCUCUUUCUAUCACUCCUUGCCCAGGGACAGCUCAAAUUUUCCGACUUUCAGAGCUAAAAGAUGCCACUAAUGGUUUCAAGGAGUUCAAUGAGCUAGGUAGGGGAAGUUACGGUUUUGUUUACAAGGCUGUGCUAACAGAUGGCAGGCAAGUUGCUGUCAAGAGGGCGAAUGCUGCCACCAUAAUCCACACCAACAAUCGUGACUUUGAGAUGGAACUUGAAAUCCUUUGCAAUGUGAGACAUUGCAAUAUUGUGAAUUUGCUAGGUUACUGUUCAGAGAUGGGGGAGAGACUGCUUGUGUAUGAAUAUAUGCCGCGUGGUACACUUCACGACCACCUUCAUGGAGGGCUUUCUCCCCUGAGUUGGAGCCUUCGUUUGAAGAUCUCAUUGCAGGCUGCGAGGGGACUUGAGUACCUUCACAAGGAAGUUGUGCCUCCCAUUGCCCAUCGGGACAUCAAGAGUUCAAACAUUCUUUUGGAUUCAGAUUGGGGAGCAAGAAUUGCAGAUUUUGGACUUCUUACAUCAAGUGAGAGGGAUCUUGAUCUUAGUGGAGACAUGAAAAGUGAUGUUUACAGCUUUGGCAUUGUUUUGUUGGAGAUUCUCACUGGAAGGAAAGCUUAUGACAGAGAUUAUACACCUCCGAGUAUAGUUGAAUGGGCAGUUCCCUUAAUUAAACAGGGUAAGGCAGCUUCCAUCAUUGAUUGCUACGUAGCUCUUCCUAGAAACGUUGAGCCUUUGCUUAAAUUGGCAGAUAUAGCUGAGUUGUCUGUUAGAGAAAAUCCUAGGGAGCGUCCUACUAUGUCAGAUAUGGUAAAUUUGUUGCUGCAAAUUGUGAAGGACGGACUGGUCUUGUGAUCUUGCCUCCCCUAAUUUUUGUGCAAAUCUAAUGAACAGAUUAGCAAUGUGCGUAGCUAUUUGGAACUGUAAAUCAACUUCUUGUACAUGAAAAUGAGAUGCAAUGUAUUGCUUAAUAUCCACAUUUUCUUUUCAACUCUACAUUUUUUUUAGUUAUGGAUGUUCAUACAAUAAUUUCGGCCUUCCAUGUAGCACAUUCGACGGCUAUUCCUCCCUGUAUCAUGUUCAAGUUCCUAGUAAGAGUGCUUGUGAUGAACUUAGUUUUUUUUUAG